This is a messenger RNA of Capsella rubella, 2174 nucleotides long. Its product is annotated as patellin-5. The transcript has 4 exons. Lineage: Eukaryota; Viridiplantae; Streptophyta; Magnoliopsida; Brassicales; Brassicaceae. The record is from RefSeq and is a predicted model, not a curated record. Bases 88 to 1980 code for a protein of 630 amino acids. Gene Ontology annotation, molecular function: lipid binding.
ACCAUUCUCAUAGUCUCUCUACCUGAAUAACCCGCUUAACAUCACUCUCUGUGACUCUGUCUCUUUCCAAUACAAACUAAUAUAAAAAUGUCUCAAGAUUCUCUAACUACUACUCCGCCGCCACCUUCCGGUGAAGAACUAAAGCCAAAGCUUCUAACUUUGGAGCCGGAGAAGCCACCGGAGCCAAAGCUUGUAACUUUGGAACCAGAGAAGCCACCGGAGCCAAAGCUUGUAACUUUGGAACCAGAGAAGCCACCGGAGCCAAAGCUUGUAACUUUGGAACCAGAGAAGCCACAGGAGCCAAAGCUUGUAACUUUGGAAUCAGAGAAGCCACCGGAGCCAAAUCCUCAGCUACCCUUAAUGCCGGAGUUAGAGCAGCCUAACCAUGUGGCAGAGGAUGAAACAGAGAAGUUACAUCAAGUAAAGACAGAGCCAGAGGGUCUCAAGUAUGAUUCAGAGCAGUCAUAUCUAGUGAGUUCGGAGACAGAGGUUCUUAACCAUGCGGCGGAGGAUUCAGAGAAGCCACAUGAGAUGUCUCCGGAGACAGAGACUUCGGAGGAUGAGUUAGAGAAGACACAGAAACUGAUGUUAGAACAGAGGAGAAAGUAUAUGGAAGUAGAAGAUUGGACAGAACCGGAGCUACCGGAUGCGGCUGUGUUAGAAGCUGCAGCGUCAAUACCUGAGCCGAAGCAACCGGAGCCUCAAGCGGCGAACGCGGCGGCACAACCACCAACUACUGCUUCUUCCGGUGAAUCAAGAUCGUUGGCUGAUAUGAUGAACAGAGAAGAAGCUGAAGCAGAGGAGAAACAAAAGAUUCAGAUUCCUCGUAGUAGUCUUGGUUCAUUCAAAGAAGAGACGAACAAAAUCUCUGACCUUACAGAACACGAGUUAAACGCACUUCACGAGCUCCGUAACCUUCUUCAAGAUUCUCAAGAUUCAGGCAAAAGCUCUAUAUGGGGUGUGCCACUUCUCAAAGACAACCGAAGCGACGCCGUUUUGCUAAAGUUCCUAAGAGCAAGAGACUUCAAACCUCAAGAAUCUUACUCAAUGCUCAAGAAGACACUCCAAUGGAGAAUCGAGUUCAACAUUGAGGAGCUUCUUGAUGAAAACCUCGGAGAUGAUUUAGACAAGGUUGUGUUCAUGCAAGGAACAGACAAGGAGAAUCAUCCUGUCUGUUACAAUGUCUACGGUGAGUUUCAGAACAAGGAUCUUUAUAUGAAAACGUUCUCUGAUGAGGAGAAGAGAGAACGGUUCUUGAGGUGGAGGAUCCAGUUUCUUGAAAAGAGUAUAAGGAAUCUUGAUUUUGAAGCUGGUGGUGUUUCCACGAUCUGUCAAGUAAACGAUCUUAAAAACUCUCCAGGACCUGGUAAGACUGAGCUUAGGCUAGCUACUAAGCAAGCUCUUCAUCUUCUUCAAGACAAUUACCCUGAGUUUGUCUCUAAACAGAUAUUCAUCAAUGUUCCAUGGUGGUACCUUGCGUUCUAUAGGAUUAUUAGUCCUUUCUUGACACAAAGGUCAAAGAGCAAACUAGUUUUUGCAAGUCCUUCAAGAUCUGCAGAGACACUUUUCAAGUACAUUUCACCAGCACAUGUCCCGGUUCAGUAUGGUGGACUAAGUGUAGAUAACUGCGACUGCACCUCGGAUUUUACACAUGAUGAUACCGCUACUGAGAUUACUAUUAAACCAACUACUAAACAAACCGUCGAGAUAAUUGUUUACGAGAAAUGCACGAUUGCGUGGGAGAUAAGGGUAGUGGGAUGGGAAGUAACCUAUGCAGUAGAGUAUGUGCCGGAAAACAAAGAAGGGUAUACAGUGAUCAUACAAAAACCGAGGAAGAUGGCUGCGAAAAACGAACCAGUGGUGUCUCAAAGCUUCAAAGUUGGAGAAGUUGGUAGGAUCUUGCUAACCGUGGAUAACCCGACUUCGACCAAGAAAAUGCUUAUCUACAGGUUCAAGGUUAAGCCUUUACCUUGUGAGUAACAAAAGUUGCCUCUUUCUUGAGUGUUGUUUCUUUAGUUUAGAACUUGAGAUCAUAUGAUUGUUGGUUGUGUGUUCUUUUUCUUAUAUGUCGUCGACUUAUAUAUAUAUGCUUGUGUGGUUCUGUUUUUCCUAUCGUUAAAGAGUGUUAGUCAAAGAGUGUUAUAAGCCAAAGCUGUUUUUUUUGCUCUUGUUAA